CCCCUCUUCUCCCCCGGCCAUGAACGGGACCUUGAUCCCCCACACCCCCAUCGCCGUGGACUUCUGGAGCCUGCGGAGGGCCGGCCCGGCCCGCCUCUUCUUCCUGUCCCACAUGCACUCUGACCACACCGUGGGUCUGUCCAGCACGUGGACCCGGCCCCUCUACUGCUCCCCCCUGACCGGCCGCCUCCUGCACCACAGCCUGCAGGUGGCGGAACGGUGGAUCCGGACCCUCGAGGUUGGGGAGAGCCACGUACUGCCUCUGGAUGAGAUGGGGCAGGAAACCAUGACCGUGACCCUCAUCGAUGCCAACCACUGUCCUGGCUCUGUCAUGUUCCUCUUUGAGGGAUAUUUUGGAACCAUCCUCUACACCGGUGACUUCCGCUACGCCCCGGCCAUGCUAAGGGAGCCUGUCCUUAGCCACGGGAAGCAGAUUCACACCCUGUACCUCGACAACACCAACUGCAACCCGGCGCAUCCCCUACCCUCCCGGGAGGAAGCCACCCGCCAGAUCGCCGCGCUUAUCCGACGACAUCCCCAACACGAUGUCAAGAUAGGUCUCUACAGCCUGGGGAAAGAGACCCUCCUGGAAGAGCUGGCACUGGAGUUCGGCACGUGGGUGGUCCUCAGUCCUCAGCGACUGGAGCUGGUGCGGCUGCUGGACCUGGCGGACGUGUUCACGGUGGAGGAGGGGGCGGGCCGGAUCCACGCCGUCAACCACGCCGAGAUCUGCCGGGCUACCAUGUUGCGUUGGAACAGCGACCGCCCAACCAUCGCCAUCCUCCCGACCAGCCGCUGGGUCCAGACCGCCCACCCGGACAUCCACGUCGUCCCCUACUCUGACCACUCUUCCUUCUCUGAGCUGUGGGACUUCGUGGUGGCGCUCAGGCCCUGCAGCGUGGUGCCCAUUGUGAAGGGACAGCCCUGCCAGACUUACUUCCGGGAGUGCCUGAGCCCGGGUUUGCCCAGUCCCCAGAUUCCGGUGACCGUGCAGCGCUACAUGAGGGUCCGCAGACCCCAGCGAGGACAGAACGUCCUCAGGUUGCGCAAGAGGACUCCCCAGCGGGUGGCAGCACAGGGGGUGGUGUUCGAAUCCCCCGAGAAGAAGGCCGACCCGUCUCUAGAAAGUAAGGAGCCUCAGGGCUCCCAGGCCUGGGAGGACCUUCCACCGUGGCCUGGGGACAGUCCAGAACAAGCCCGGCUUCCUGCUUCUCCGACCAAAGGCCAGCCCUCCGAGCGGCUCUGGCCCAACCCGGAUACCAGCGGCACAGGCUGGGACGGAGAGGAACGGUCAACGCUUGUCUGCCGGCGGGCAGUGCCGGCUACGCAGGCCGCCUCCUUGGCGUUUCCGCUAAAAUCGCCCACUCUGGACAGAGGUGACCCCUUGGGCGGUUGGGACCGUUCAGAACUCCGGGAGGGAGCCCUCCUCGUGCCCAGGUGGAGAGGCAAGAACAGCUCUAUGACCCACGGGCCUGAGGACGGUGAGCGGAGUGGAAAACUUCUGCUGGCAGGGACGAGCGGCAGUCUCGGUCGCCGAAAACUCCUGCUCGCCAUCCCCCCGAGGCUGGCUCUAAAGUACCUCCUAACCCCCUUGAGCCUCCUGAACCGGAAGAACUCUGUGGAGAGCUUUGACCGGCAGGUGGAGAAAUCCCUCAGGAGGGUGAGGCGGGUGGGGCUGUCUGCUUCAGAUAGGCUCCUUGAUGAUCGGUAAUAAAAUAGAUUUCCUUGUG
Messenger RNA from Ornithorhynchus anatinus (platypus), 1730 nucleotides. It is a transcript of the gene DCLRE1B, whose product is annotated as DNA cross-link repair 1B. The record is from RefSeq and is a predicted model, not a curated record. The coding region runs from base 20 to 1711 and encodes 563 amino acids. Lineage: Eukaryota; Metazoa; Chordata; Mammalia; Monotremata; Ornithorhynchidae. The transcript has 4 exons. Gene Ontology annotation, molecular function: damaged DNA binding; 5'-3' DNA exonuclease activity. Gene Ontology annotation, biological process: protection from non-homologous end joining at telomere; double-strand break repair via nonhomologous end joining; interstrand cross-link repair.